AUGUGGUCGACCUUCUUCGUGCACGAUGAGGAUGGCCGCACGGUGGGGCCGGGGGGGGUGGGAGCGGCGGCGGCGGCGGGAGCGGGGGCGGCAGGAGGGCCGGCUCAGGGCGCGGCGGGGCUGGCCAACCUGAUGAGCGGACGCAGCACGUUCGGGGGGAACAAGCGCCGCAGGACGACAUCGACGGGAAACACCAUGAGCGAGGCCCAGGAAGGCAAGAUCAAGCUGGCGUUCUUCGUGGCCAUCGUGGGCGUGGUGCUGACGGUGCUGGGGGUCGGGACGGAGUUCUGGGUGGAGCUGUCGCCGCCAAAGAGCUUCUACAACAACCAGACGUGCAUGACGGCUCAUUACGGCCUGUGGAAGGGCUGCACCAAGACGCUGUGGGUGGCCGACAUCGACCCGGAGAGAGAGAGCUGCGGGCCGGCCGAGCUGCCCGGAGAAUCAAACUGUACCUACUUCAAGUUCUUCACCACGGGGGGAAACGCCGUGAUGUUCCAGAAGACAACGCAGAAGAAUCUGAACGUCGCGGCAGCCAUGUUGGCCCUGUUCAGCCUGUUCCUGAUGGUGAUGGGUGCCAUCUGCAUCACCAUGUCUCUCAGCAAAGAGAUCCUGUUCUUCCUCAAGCCGGCGUCGUUCUGCUUCAUCCUGUCAGGCGUCCUUGUGCUGCUGAGUCUUAUCGUCUUCCACCAGUCGGUCCUGGCCCUCCUGGCCAGCGACCACACGGUGCCCCUGCACCACGAGCUGUCCUGGUCGGUGUCCUGCGUCGGCUGCGCGGGGGCCGUCCUGAUCGUGGGCGGGAUCCUGUUCGUGCUGCUGUCGCUGCCCUACAGCCCCUGGGAGCGGUGCCUCCCUCAGCGGGACGGCAGUAGCUAG
This is a messenger RNA of Myripristis murdjan (pinecone soldierfish), 873 nucleotides long. Its product is annotated as voltage-dependent calcium channel gamma-6 subunit-like. Gene Ontology annotation, cellular component: membrane; L-type voltage-gated calcium channel complex. The coding region runs from base 1 to 873 and encodes 290 amino acids. Gene Ontology annotation, molecular function: calcium channel regulator activity; voltage-gated calcium channel activity. The transcript is spliced from 6 exons. Lineage: Eukaryota; Metazoa; Chordata; Actinopteri; Holocentriformes; Holocentridae. Gene Ontology annotation, biological process: regulation of calcium ion transmembrane transport via high voltage-gated calcium channel; calcium ion transmembrane transport. The record is from RefSeq and is a predicted model, not a curated record.